Messenger RNA from Penicillium oxalicum, 975 nucleotides. Its product is annotated as putative inositol phospholipid biosynthesis protein Scs3. NCBI's taxonomy places the organism in Eukaryota, Fungi, Ascomycota, Eurotiomycetes, Eurotiales, Aspergillaceae. Gene Ontology annotation, biological process: phospholipid biosynthetic process; lipid storage; lipid droplet organization. The coding region runs from base 1 to 975 and encodes 324 amino acids. Gene Ontology annotation, cellular component: endoplasmic reticulum membrane. The transcript is spliced from 2 exons. The record is from RefSeq and is a predicted model, not a curated record.
AUGGCCGCAUCAACUCAUCCUGCGCCUUCACCGGCAGCACUUUUGAUAUACCCGGCGACAUUACUGUUGGGAUCGCUGUUCUCCGUCAUAUCACCAGUUGCCCACACUACGAGGAAAUCGUCUUCGCACCUUCCGCAACCGUCUGCUCCCCUGGCGCCAUCUCUCGCCGCUGAUCUUCACCUGUCCGAGAACCCUGUCAACUACUUCGCUCGCAAGAACAACAUUUUCAAUAUUUACUUUGUCAAAGUCGGCUGGCUGUGGACUACACUAGCCUUCGCAUCGAUCAUUCUCUCCCAACCUGCAUAUCGUGUCUCAUCCUCGUCUUCUCCAGCGCAGCAACAAAUUCGUACACGACGAAUGUUGCAGGCAUGCCUUCGAUGUGCAAUCGCCACUGCGAUAUGGUACCUGAUGACACAAUGGUUUUUCGGCCCUGCGAUAAUUGAUCGCAGCUUCAUCUUCACAGGCGGGAAAUGCGAAGAAGUGAUCGAUCGAGCGAGCAGGGUUGAUCCAAAUGAUAGUCCUGCGGCUCAAUUGGACCUGUUCUCCGCCGCGGCCUGCAAAGCCGCGGGCGGAGCGUGGAAGGGUGGUCACGAUAUUAGCGGCCAUGUCUUCAUGCUGGUACUGGCAACCGCCGCUCUCACUUACGAGGCCGUCGGAGCAAAAGCGUUUUCCGCAUCCUCUGUUUCUCGAGUGAAUGGAGAAAUGUCGCGGGAGCGCAAGACUAGUGACGCCGCGGUCUCCAGUGGCGUUGGAGGCGAGACCACGGAUGGGCUAGUAAGUAAGUCGUCGCUCCGACUGGUUUGGGGUGUGAUUGGUCUUGGUUGGUGGAUGCUUUUUAUGACUGCCAUCUGGUUCCAUACGUGGCUAGAAAAAUGGUCUGGUCUCACCAUCGCACUUAGCGCUAUUUAUGGGCUCUACAUACUACCCCGGAAGCUCCCGGCAUGGAGGGAAAUCGUGGGUGUCCCGGGACAGUGA